Molecule: messenger RNA, 4427 nt
Organism: Oncorhynchus mykiss (rainbow trout)
Lineage: Eukaryota; Metazoa; Chordata; Actinopteri; Salmoniformes; Salmonidae
Product: ATM interactor
Biological process (GO): positive regulation of transcription by RNA polymerase II
Cellular component (GO): nucleus
Molecular function (GO): DNA-binding transcription factor activity, RNA polymerase II-specific; transcription cis-regulatory region binding
Source: RefSeq, a predicted model, not a curated record
AUCCAAAACCUCUUCAGGAAAAGAAUCCUGUCCCUAGAAACCCCAAUAUAGAGAACGAACAGCCUGAGAAUACAGAGAACCGUCUUCAGAUGGCCUGUGAGGCCUUCGGCGAUGGGACACUACCUCAACUGCAAAAAGCUGUCUACAAGGUGCAAGAAGUUGAACUAUGGAUUGUUUACAAAAAAGCUUUCUCCUCAUGUGCCUGCUAUGCUGUGUGUGACAAUGUAUUCUGCUCUAUUCUCAGCUGGAGACCAAGUUCCGAGAUAACUCUAACAAAACGUUGACAGGCAGAAAAGAGCCCUUCAGAGGAGUGGUGGAGUUUUCCAGCACCAACCUCCUAGAGUCACUCAGGCACUGUGUGUCCUCAGGCAUGGCGUCAACUCCAGUCACCCCUCUGCUCUCAUCCAUCACACAGAAAGGGAGAAACUAUUUUGUUAUCACAGACAAAGGAGUUUAAAUCAAAUUUAACUAUAAGAACUACCAGAACAAGUCGUGUAUAUUUUGUAUUGAAUGUGUUAACAUUUUAUGGAGUUUAACAUACAUUUUUUAGAACACCUUGUUUACCCAUUCACUCUGUCCUUCACCCAGGUGUUAAGAAUAAGAAUCAUCUUGUAUUGUUUCUCAAUUAAUAUACUACAAUCUGUACUCUAAUAAAUGUUAUUGUAUGGAUGUUUUACUUUGUGUUACAUUUUUGCACAUGUAAUAUGUCAUUAGACUUUAGCUACAAUAUUGUCACUUGCCAGCCCUCUGAUGUUGCCAGGACGCUUGUGUGGGAGUGGCUGUCUGUUGCUAAGAAAGGUCUCCCGGAAGUGGCCGCGUCCUCGUAUUUUCCAGACCAUAUUUUCCUGGCUUGUUUGCAGCAGCGCGUCUGCUGCUUGACGAGCAGUUGGUUUGGUGACUUGUCAACAGAAACAUGGCUGCCUCUGCGUCCGGGAAAGCAUACCGAAACGAUAACGCUUCCACGGGCAGUCAAAAAUGCACGGAAGAGCCCCCUGCACCGACGCGGGAGAUAAUCAAACCGUCUAUCAUGGAGCUCACCAAAGAAGUGCGGACCAAUAUCCUAUGCACCGUAGAAGGAUGUGGCAAGAUUCUACCGAACACGCCAGCCCUGAACAUGCAUCUCGUGAAGUCCCACAGAGUAAAGGACGGCCUUGUCAACCCCACCAUCAGGAAGGACAUGAAGGGCUCCCAGAAGCUCUACUGUUGUCCCAUAGAGGGCUGUCCACGAGGCCCCAACAGACCCUUCUCCCAGUUUUCCCUGGUUAAACAGCACUUUAUGAAAAUGCAUGCAGAGAAGAAGCACAAGUGUUCCAAGUGCAACAACGGCUACAGCACAGAGUGGGACCUGAGGCGCCACAUAGAGGACUGUGGGAGGACCUACUGCUGCACGUGUGGCUGCCCCUACGCCAGCAGAGCAGCGCUACUGUCACAUAUCUACAGGACCGGCCACGAGGUCCCCACAGAACACCGGUAUCCACCAGUGAAAAAGCGGAAGAUGGAGAGACAGAUAAGUGGAGAGGAAAAAGUCAAGCCCAGUGAAUUCAUGUGUCAGAUCAUAAAAACAGACAGAGAACUUUCAGAGGACUCCCUCCCUUCAGACAGGGUCUGCCACAACAACCCCCCUAAACACCUCCAGAAACUCCUCCUACCCAAGCCCAAAGUGGCUCUGGUGAAUUUCCCUGUGAUGCAGUUGGCCCAUCUCCCUGUCCUCCUCCCCUCCACAGAGAGCGGGGUUCUGAGGUCUGUGGUGCUGGCUGUGGACAGCCAGGGCUCCUUCAGCACCCUCCACCUCAUGCCCCAGUCCAUGGGGGCCAUGGUGCCUCACCUGGACCCUAAGACCCUGGGCUUCAGGGGCAGCACGCCUGCCUCCCGCUCCAGUCUGGGGCCUGUCAGCAUGGGGGUGCAGGUAAGUCUGGAGUCAUUGGGCUCUGGCGAUGACCUAGGAGGGACCAGGGGGAGCAAUACCUCCACCAACAUCCAGACAGACAUCUCAUACUUGUCCAGGAUGCCUAUGGGGGUCGGGGUGGGGACGGAGAUGUGCCCCGUUGGUGAGUCGUCGGUCUCCUCGUGUUCUCAGACAGAUAUUAGUGUGAGUGCUCAGGUCCUGCUGCCGGUCAGUGUAGAGACCCAGACGUUCCCCUCGAAGGCCAAAGCCACCACCACCAUCGGGGCGCAGACAGAUACCCACACCCUCAACCAGCUGCCCUGCCCCUAUUCCUCCCCAUCCCAGUCCCCCUACAUUACCAAGCAGACCCAGACCAGACUCGCCCUGGCUGGGUCAGAAGAGAGGGCUCAGAUGGACCAGGCCAUCAUGUGCUCAGACCUCUUCGACAGUUACUCCCUCAGUGUCUCAACACAGACGGCACUGACAGACGGAAGCUUCAGAACCCACGGUGUAGACGACCCCCUCUCCGGUGUCGGUAACGGUCUCUAUGACAACGACAAGUCAGCAGGAGGCAUGUGUUUUGGCGUGCAGACAGACGAUCUCCAGUCGGGCAGCGUGGCGGACAACCAAACCCAGACCACCUUGGCUCUGUUCAACGACUUGGAGAAUAUCUUUUCAGGUCACUCUCUGUCCGGUCACCAGACGCAGAUGGAUUCUUCAACAGGCUGUGGGUCAGGUCUGGGCUCUGUUCAGGAACAGCACACGGGCAUCGACUUUGACUUUGAGGAAUUCCUGAACGCGGCCCACAUCCAGACCCAGACGGAGGAGAGCGAGCUGAGCGGUCUGGGGGCCGACACACCCCUGGAGGUCCUGGAUAUCCAAACCCAGACAGACUUCCUCCUCCUGGAGGGCCUGGGAAACAGUGAGGGGCCGGGCCGGAGCCAGGCCAGCGACCUGGAACUGGAGAUGUUUGACACCCAGACCCAGACGGACCUCAACUUCCUGCUGAAAGCCGGAGGCCACAUGCCACUGGGCGACAUUCUGCGACAGUCCAGCUUCUCCAUGAGCACAGACUCCUCUGACACUGAGACACAGACCGACCUCCACCGACCGCUGACACCAACACCAAACUCCAACACCCUUCCCUCUGUGUCCCAGGGUGACCAGGCCAGGCUCUUGAGCAGCACGGAGACUCAGACGGUGACCGACGCAUCUUCUGAGGGCCUCGGAAACCUCUUCCUGACCAGCAACGAGACCCAGACAGUCAUGGACGACUUCCUGUCAGCUGACAUGGCCUGGAACAUGGAGUCCCACUUCAGCUCGGUGGAAACGCAAACGUGUGAGGAGUUGUUUGCUCUUUCAGCACUCUGAGAAGCCCAUCAGCUGACCCCCCCCCCCCCCCACACACACACACACACACACAGGGCUACCACCUCAGCCCACACAAUAUGUUUCUGGUUUCCGUCAAGGAGGUCCUGGGAUCCAACUCAUCAUCCUCUACAGUCUAUGUCCCUCUACUACUGGAGGUUUAGGUGUAGAAGUGAGCCGCCUUAAGAAGUCUUAGGACAUUCUACAGGGGGGUAGCAUGUCUAGGAUAACAUGUCCAGACAUCUCCCUCAUGCUAGCUCUAAAGCACUUUAUUAUCAGUUCAUGGAUAUGAUUUCUCAUCCUUGUUUACAUGUUUAUUUGCACGUCUUACUACUUAAAUAUAUAUUUUGUCUGAAAAGCCAGUUUAGUCCGUUUUCAAAGUUUGAACACUGUUUGCUGUAAGAGAGUAUGUAAUGCCUGUUGAGCCUUUCCUUAAUCAUACUGCUGUUGAAUGACUUCCGGCAGUUUUGAUGUGGCACAAACGUAUUAGUGAAAUUCUAAAAUAGUUGCCACACUCCCAUUGUUGACAUGUGUUUGUGAAGUACAGUCUUGUAGAAUUGCCCCAUUGUUACAGGGCCACCCACCUAUAAGCUGGGUCAUCGCGUUAGGAGACUAGCCUGUCAUCAUCUUUGACUUAUUCAUUAGCUGGCUGUAAGUGUAUAGCAGCACAGUGUGCUAAAGUGAUACAACACUGUAGAGAAACACUAUGAGGAUCUAGCUACUCACUAGUCACUGUGAUUACAUUGUGAUUGUGUAUGUCCACCACCACCAUAUACAGUGCCUUAAAGUAUUCACACCCCUUGAUUUUUUUCCACAUGUUGUUGUGACAAAGUGGGAUUAAGUGGAACAAAAAAUUGAAAAUAAAACGAAUAUGUCUUCAUUAAAUAAGUAUUCAACCCCCUGAGUGAAUGCAUGUUAGAAUCACCUUUCAAUUACAACUGUGAGUCUUUCUGGGUAAGUCUUUAAGAGCUUUCCACACCUGGAUUGUGCAACAUUUGCCCAUUUAUUUUCAGAAUUAUUCAAACUCUGAAUUGGUUGUUGAUCAUUGCUAGACAACCUUUUUUGGGUCUUGCCAUAGAUUUUCAAGUAGAUUUAAGUCAAAACUGUAACUUGGACAUUCGGGAACAUUCACUGUCUUCUUGGUAAGCAACUCCAGUGUAGAUUUGGCCUUGUG